Molecule: messenger RNA, 1136 nt
Organism: Molossus molossus (Pallas's mastiff bat)
Lineage: Eukaryota; Metazoa; Chordata; Mammalia; Chiroptera; Molossidae
Gene: WHR1
Product: serine/threonine kinase 19
Exons: 7
Coding region: 1-765 (254 amino acids)
Biological process (GO): positive regulation of Ras protein signal transduction; protein phosphorylation
Molecular function (GO): protein serine/threonine kinase activity
Source: RefSeq, a predicted model, not a curated record
AUGAGCCGGAAGCGGCCGCGCCUGGUCCCCGAGACCCUGGGGCUGAAGAGGCGGCGGGACCGAGGGCCUGCGGAGGCAGAUCCUUCGAGGGGCGUUGCAGGGUCGGCGCGCGCCGCAGUCGCGGAGCUGGUGCGGCUGUUCCCGCGAGGCCUGUUCGAGGACGCGCUGCCGCCCAUCGUGCUCAGGAGCCAGGUGUACAGCCUCGUGCCGGACCGGACGGCGGCUGACCGGCAGCUGAAGGAACUUCAGGAACAGAGGGAGAUCAGAGUCGUCCAGCUAGGCUUCGACCUGGAUGCCCAUGGGAUUAUUCUCACUGAAGACUACAGGACCAUAGUCCUCAAGGCCUGUGAUGGCCGAUCAUAUGCUGGGGCUGUGCAGAAGUUUCUGGCUUCGGUGCUUCCAGCCUGUGGAGACCUUAGUGUUCAGCAGGACCAAAUGACACAGACCUUUGGCUUCAGGGACAUGGAAAUCACGCAGCUGGUGAACGCUGGAGUCCUCACUGUCCGAGAUGCUGGCAGUUGGUGGCUGGCCGUGCCCGGAGCUGGGAGAUUCAUUAAGCAUUUUGUUAAAGGGCGCCAGGCUGUGCUUGGCAUGGUCCGGAAGGCUAAGUACCGGGAACUACUCCUUUCAGAGCUCCUGGGCCGGCGGGCACCUGCCUCGGUGAGACUCGGCCUUGCCUACCAUGUGCAUGACCUCAUUGGGGCCCAGCUGGUGGACUGUGUCUCUACCACUUCUGGAACCCUUCUGCGCCUGCCAGAGACGUGAGGAUUCUAUUCGUCGUGGCAAACCUUCCCAAGAGGGGCCCAGGAGUGUUGCUGCCCAGUGGUGGCUGAGACAAGGUCACCUUGGGAAAGCUUGAGGCCAGGAGGAUGAGUGUUGGACUCACGGGCAUGCAACGUCAGGUGUGCCUGCUGCUGUUGACCUGUGCUCCGAGCCAGUGGGCAGUGCUUCUCUGUCCUUCUGUGGAAGUGGAGCCAGAAACGGUGCCAAGGCCAUGGCUGCUGCCUUUCGUGCAGCAAGGUGCUGCUUUCAUUGUCUUGGGAAGGAAGGUGGGGUUUCCGAGGAGGCUGGUGAGGGAGGGCAGGGCUCUUCUCUGCGUGUUGGGUUGAAACUGCCAAAUAAAGUAUUUGUGCUGG